UAGAAAUUUUCUCAUCAGAUCUAAAUUAUAUAAAUAUGGGUUUAAGAAAUCUCCAAUAUGUAGAUCAUCACAAUACUAGGUCUACUUUUAUUGAAUGGCUCAAGCCUUCUUCUUAUUCUUCUUCUUCUUCUUCAUGUGUGACUCAACAAGUUGAGCUUUGGAAUCCAAAGAUGAUGAUGAGUAUGUUAAACUUGCCUCUCCUAUACCAAAAAUCACAACAUGAAACCAUCCAAUGCUUGCCUCUUCUCAACCGCCUCCCAGAGACUAAAUCGAUUGUAACAGAAGAUGAAGAUCGUAACGAAGGAAUAAAGCAAAAGAUCAAGCAGGAGAAAGUCACGGUUGCUUUGCACAUUGGAUUGCCUAACACUCAACCAGAUUACUCAUUAGAGAAGAAAGAUCCUAAGGAAAAACAAACUUUUAACUCACAAACUCGAUUUUGGAUCCCAACUCCUGCACAGAUCUUGGUUGGCCCCAUGCAGUUUGCUUGUUCCAUAUGCAGCAAGACCUUCAAUAGAUACAAUAAUAUGCAGAUGCAUAUGUGGGGACAUGGAUCUGAGUACAGAAAAGGAGCAGAUUCUCUGAGAGGAACACAACCAGCAGCAAUGCUAAGGUUGCCAUGUUAUUGUUGUGUCCAAGGUUGCAAGAACAACAUCAACCAUCCACAAGCCAAGCCGCUCAAGGACUUUAGGACAUUACAGACUCAUUACAAGAGGAAACAUGGUGUGAAACCCUUCAUGUGUAGGAAAUGUGGAAAAGCUUUUGCAGUAAAAGGUGAUUGGAGGACACAUGAGAAGAACUGCGGGAAGCUUUGGUAUUGCACUUGUGGUUCGGAUUUCAAGCACAAAAGGUCCUUGAAAGAUCAUAUUAGAUCCUUUGGUAAGGGUCACUCUCCUCACCCUUCUCUUCAAGGCUUUGAGGAUACUGCUGGAUCCGAGGAUGAAUACACCUCU
Molecule: messenger RNA, 950 nt
Organism: Carica papaya (papaya)
Lineage: Eukaryota; Viridiplantae; Streptophyta; Magnoliopsida; Brassicales; Caricaceae
Gene: WIP3
Product: WIP domain protein 3
Biological process (GO): anatomical structure development; regulation of gene expression
Cellular component (GO): nucleus
Molecular function (GO): DNA-binding transcription factor activity
Source: RefSeq, a predicted model, not a curated record